Pimephales promelas (fathead minnow) is the source of this 3038-nucleotide messenger RNA. Lineage: Eukaryota; Metazoa; Chordata; Actinopteri; Cypriniformes; Leuciscidae. The record is from RefSeq and is a predicted model, not a curated record.
GUUCUGCUGAAGGGAUGAGGAGGGCAGCAGUAGAUUCAAGAACAACAGACCUAGAUGCUGAUGAGAGAAGAGCGGCACGAAAAGCGACGCAUUUGUCAGAGAAUGUUACGGCAAGAAAAUGGUUUCCAGUCAUUAACCCAGAGGGAAGGCGUCAUUGUCUCAUUGGCUACGUUCUUGUUUUUGACUUGAAGUAAUUACUGCAGCUAAUGCUGCAGAUCCUGACGUUACAAUGCCAGCGGGGCUGAAUGCGCAAGGCAGCGGUAUACCUAUGUCUGAUGCGAUGGGAUCAUUUAAGAGGAGGAAAAGAAAGUCCAUCAUAGUAACAGUGAUGCUCCUAAUUGUCUCCAUACUCAUCCUGGUCUUUGGUCUGGCCGCUACCACCAGGACACAAAACAUCACUGUUGGUGGCUACUAUCCAGGAGUCAUUCUCGGCUUCGGGUCCUUUCUGGGAAUCAUUGGUGCCCAUUUGAUCGAGAAUAAGAGGCAGAUGCUGGUGGCCUCCAUUGUCUUCAUCAGCUUCGGUGUGGUGGCAGCCUUCUGUUGUGCUAUAGUGGAUGGCGUUUUUGCUGCAAGACAUAUAGACCUCAGACCUGUAUAUGCUGGCCGAUGUGAAUAUUACUCCAGUGGGACUGCGUUUGAUUUAGAUGUCCACUGUCAAACUGCAUCUCGGGUCUCCUGUAACCUGCGUGUGAAGAGCAACACCUGCUACUGCUGCGACCUUUACAACUGUGGCAAGUAUGUGUGUGUGACCGAGUCCAAUUUGGAUACAUCCCUCCUAGAAAAUUUUCUCCCAACAAGCGGGUUUAUUAAAAAACAACAACUGCUUUGUUUUACUUGGUUAAGUUCUGGUUUAUAUUUGCUUGUAUGGUGUGUGCUUCUAUCCCUGAUAUUCAGCUCUGUUCGAAAGAACAUUUGUGUUUAUUUAUGUUUCAGAGAGCAUCCUCUUAUGGGACUUCAGAAUAAAGAUGUUUUGAAAAAAUUUAGGAAAUCCUCCAUGAUUUGGAAUCGAGUGGAACUGCGAGGAGGGUACCAUGAGUACACAGAGGUGCGGAGCUGCCAGGAUGUUGUGCACCUUUACCACCUGCUGUGGUCUGCUACUAUCCUCAACAUCGUAGCUCUGUUUCUGGGCAUCAUCACCGCCGCAGUGCUGGGUGGCUUCAAGGAUAUGAUGCCAACAGCAGCCCCAGAUUCCUGUGAGCCAGAACCUCUCCCUAUUCCUCCACCCCGAGAGAAUCCUGGCCCCACCACAUCCAUCAACUCUUUUUACAACACUGCCCCCCGCUUACCUCCAUACACUGCCUAUGACCUUCAGGGUGCCAGCUUGUUUCCUGACUCUUCAGGUCUGUCUGAUGAUUCCCAGUCUGGAGCCAGUCACAUAUGGCCAAAUAUGAUCCCACCUCGUUAUUCUCCUCCUUAUUACCCACCUGAUGAGAAGCCCCCGCCAUACAGCCCCUAAGGGACCAGUCUGAGGAAGACUUUUUUCCUGCCAUGAGAGAACUGGCAUUGGGUAUUUUUGGAUAUUAGUGUACCACCUCAUUGAACAAUAAUUGUUCUGAAUGAACAACCUUUGCAGAAGAGGCUCACCUGUGCGGCAGGUUAAGUAUAGAGAGACUACAGCGUUAACCACAGGCAUUCAGCACCAAACAGCAAAAGUAAUAUGCAACAUCAAACCCAUACCAGAUUUGCUCAAGUCAACAAACCUGAUGUGUAAAAUAUUCAUGUUAUAUAGCCUCAAUCCAGGAGGACUAUAACAACUAGCCUGACUAUGAGAUCAAGACUGUUCACAGAUAAGCCUUAAAAUGUGUGUCCACUUCCGGUACAGCUUCACCUGGUUCGCAGCCUCUUAAUCUUAUAGAUAACCUCUGUGGGUCUCCUACAUGUGAUUCCUCUGAGUAAGUCCAUAAUGUGAACUCCUCCCUUCCAAAGUGUCCCAAGGUGUUUUGCCUCGCCUCUGCUCCCUCAGCACGAGGACGAGUCUCGUAUCUUAUCUUGCAAUUGAUUUGCACUCUAUUGUCUUCAGAAUUGACACAGUUCUACGUAAUUACUUGAGUUAUUUGUAACUGUUUCGGGCAGCUAGAUUGUAAAGAAAAUAUUUUUAGGCUGAAUCUUACUUUUUUUGUCCUGAGUGCUUCAUUAGGAUCAAAGAUCUAACCUGUAAUAUGUGCUAUUUCUUUUGCAUUACGUCAAGCACACAAUCAUAUCACGAAUUCAAAUAAUAUUUCAUGACAAAAAAUAUCCUUUAAUAAGCUCUUACAAGAAUGGGUGGACUUUCAAAACCUGUACUUCUCACAUUCAUCUGCCACUUUUGUGCUGCCGUCAUUUCGGUCUAGAAAUGACAGGACUUACCAAAUGUAAAAAAGAAGUAACUAUUGUAUAAAUGUACAUGGGUCUAACCUAAAAAAUCUCUCCACAUUGCAAAUAUGAUAUCAGUGUGUGUAUGUGUGUGCAAUGCUGUACAUAAACCGAACAACCGAACCGCCUUCUCGAAAUUGAGUCUUAAGACUAAUAGGGUUCUCCUUUUCAUCCGUUUGUGUUCACUGUGAGUGUCAAUUCAAUACAUUGUACUUUAUGUGCUUGAUUUAUAUCCAUAACUUUGUCCUUUAUUGAAGUGAAUAGAGAUAUUACAACAAACUCAACUAUUUCAUGACUUCCUGGUUGAUGUGUAAGUGCAACUGGUGAUUAUUCUACAGCCACAUGCUAUAAAGUAAGAUCUUUGCCUCGAUUGUUCAUGUUACAUGAAAGCAUCGUUUACCUUUGAUGUUAAAAUCUUAAAAUGUAAGACUGAUAGUUCUUUUUUUUUGCUUCUUAUCACACAUGCAUUUCCAAAUGUGUGACCAUUGAAUCCAUUUUAUCCCGCAUCAUGAGGAACCUGCACAUUACAGAUUAUAAUCAUGAACUAGUGCUUUAUGAUCGUCGAUAAGAUCCACUCUGAUAUAAUAGAGAGGCAGGAAUGCUUUUAUCAGUGACUGGAGGUUAUCAUACUGGAAAAUACUAACCAAUUCCAUGAUGCUCUUAUAAAUAAAAGAAAUACAUGUGUA